AUGGCGGAGGAGGAAUUCCAGGAAUCCGACGUCGUUUUCCGAGACUGCGACGAGGUUUCCGCCGCUUACGAUCCGCCGCCGAGGCGGAGGAAGAUAUCGAGAUCGCGAUCGAGAUCGCGAUCGAGAUCUGCGCCGGUGAACAUUCCAACGAACGCGUGGCGGCGAUGCGCGGAUGACGGCGGCGGCGGCGGGGAGGAGGGGGAGAUGGUGCCGCCGCACGUGAUUGUAGGGAGGCGCGUGGCGGGGAAGAUGAUGGCGCUGUCGAUCUGCGGGAUGAUUCUGAGGAAGGGAAGGGAUUUGAGUGAGUUCCGGAAUUUGAUUUUGCGGAUGACUGGCUUGCUCGAAACGUGA
Molecule: messenger RNA, 351 nt
Organism: Salvia splendens (bonfire salvia)
Lineage: Eukaryota; Viridiplantae; Streptophyta; Magnoliopsida; Lamiales; Lamiaceae
Exons: 1
Coding region: 1-351 (116 amino acids)
Source: RefSeq, a predicted model, not a curated record